GCGUCGUGCGGGGAUUGGAAUGCUACAAUGUAACAAUCGGAACUGGAAGCUCGAGGAUUAUAGUACUGGAAUGUUACAUUGUAUCACUCGCGUGAGAAACGCGCUUUCGGUGUAACGCGACGAACUAUUUGUUAUUUUUGUAAGUCUAGAUAUUAAAACGCAGGGUUACACAGGCGGCCAGCGUUCGUGCGUCAACAUUGAGGAUUUAUCACCCAAUAUACGUGAGAAUACAGGGAUUUGUCGGGAUUUCUUCCGUUGGGAAGUUUGUGACAGCGCGAAAAAACAUCAAGCUCCGGUCCAACUCAGCGAUUUGGUUGUAAAUUCUCCAGAUUUGAUUCCAAGAACAUUUCUUUUCAAGUAGUUUCUGAUGGUUUAUGCAAACGCAGAGUAGUUUCCAUGGACGGUAGGGUUCAGAUCUCACAUGUCAGCAGUUUAGGUCUACAUGUCUGACGUGAUCGAAGCACGCACGGGAGAGGAGAGCGGCAGAUCCAUACACGGGGUUUAGUUUAAAUCGCCCACAUGCGCUGGAUUUGGGAUUGGAAUCAGAAGGUGGAAGUUGAGAGCAUCAGAUCCCUUCAGGUGUGCGGAAGAUGCUGUCCAGCCGGAGUUGAGAUCUUUGGAUUCAUCAGCAAACGGCUCCAUCCGCCUCAAAGGACACAUGCAGGCCAAAAAACGCUAUUUAAUUCUCUUCUCAGCAGGCGUAUGUCUCGUUCUGAUUUUCUACCUGCAAGGACCGGCUUCCAGCGGGAGUCCAGACCGACGGGAUGACCCCCAUCCACGCUGGCCUCACUACUCAGACCCUACACGAGCCUUCGUUCCCUGGCACCAGACCGACACGAAAGACUAUAACGUCCGCGCAUCUCCAAGACACAAGAGAGAUGACAGCCCUGAAGUUUACAAGUGCAGGAUGGAGUCUUGCUUCGAUUUCAAGCUGUGCAAAAGGAACGGCUUUAAAGUUUACGUUUACCCUACACAUAAGGGCGAGAAGAUCUCGGAAAGUUACCAGAAUAUCUUAUCCUCCAUCGAAGGGUCCAGGUUGUACACCUCUGACCCGGGACAGGCUUGCCUCUUUGUCUUGAACUUGGACACGCUGGAUCGAGACCAGCUUUCCCCACAAUACGUUCACAACCUUCGAACUAAAAUCCAGAACUUGAACCUUUGGAACAACGGGAGGAACCAUCUCAUAUUUAACCUGUACUCCGGAACCUGGCCGGAUUAUACGGAGGAUCUGGGGUUUGAUAUCGGUCAAGCCAUGUUGGCCAAAGCCAGCAUCAGCACCGAGAACUUCAGGCCCAACUUUGACAUCUCCAUCCCCUUGUUCUCCAAAGAUCACCCCAGGACUGGAGGUGAAAGGGGGUAUUUAAAAUACAACACCAUCCCUCCCUUUAGGAAAUAUAUGUUGGUUUUCAAAGGCAAGCGCUAUCUGACUGGCAUUGGGUCUGAUACCAGGAAUGCACUGCAUCAUGUUCAUAACGCUGAAGAUGUGGUUCUGCUCACCACAUGCAAACAUGGCAAAGACUGGCAGAAGCACAAAGACGCUCGCUGCGACAGAGAUAACGCAGAAUAUGAAAAGUACGAUUAUAAAGAAAUGCUGCACAACUCCACGUUUUGUCUGGUUCCUCGAGGACGUCGUUUGGGCUCAUUCCGCUUUCUAGAGGCUCUGCAGGCUGCUUGCGUGCCCGUUAUGCUCAGUAACGGAUGGGAACUGCCCUUCUCUGAGAUCAUCGACUGGCGUACAGCAGCAGUCACUGGAGAUGAGAGGCUUCUUCUGCAGAUCCCAUCCACCGUGCGUUCUAUCCAUCAGGAUCGCAUUCUGUUUCUCCGCCAGCAGACGCAGUUCCUGUGGGAGGCCUACUUCUCUUCUGUCGAGAAAAUCGUGCUUACUACAUUGGAGAUCAUCCAGGAUCGGGUGUUACAGCACAACGGCCGCAGUACGCUCAUGUGGAACCGCCAGCCAGGCGGACUCUUCACGCAUCCGCACUAUUCCUCAUAUCUGGGAGACUUUCCCUUCUUCUACGCCACACUGGGUGUGAAACCACAGCAGAAAUUCACAGCUGUCAUUCAUGCCGUCACACCUCUUGUGUCUCAAUCUCAACCCAUUUUCAAGCUGUUGGUGGCUGUGGCCAAAUCACAGUACUGUUCUCAGAUCAUUGUCCUGUGGAACUGUGAUAAACCUUUACCAGCGAAGCACCGCUGGCCAUCUACAUCUGUCCCGGUCAUCGUAAUCGAGGGUGAAAGCAAGGUGAUGAGCAGUCGCUUCCUGCCCUAUGAUGUCAUCAAAACAGAUGCAGUCUUGAGUCUGGAUGAAGAUACGGUGCUUUCAACCACUGAGGUGGAUUUUGCCUUUACUGUUUGGCACAGUUUCCCAGAUAGGAUUGUGGGAUAUCCAGCACGAAGUCAUUUCUGGGACAUCAACAAAGAGCGAUGGGGCUACACUUCCAAGUGGACCAAUGACUACUCAAUGGUGCUUACAGGAGCAGCUUUCUACCACAGGUAUUAUAACUACUUGUUCACUCACUACCUGCCGGCCAGCUUGAAGACUAUGAUUGACCAGCUGUCUAACUGUGAAGACAUCCUCAUGAACUUCCUGGUGUCCUCUGUCACUAAGAUGCCACCUAUCAAGGUCACUCAAAAGAAACAGUACAAAGAGACGAUGAUGGUACAGACUUCACGCGCGUCACGCUGGGCGGAUCCCGACCACUUCGCCCAGCGGCAGACCUGCAUGAACACAUUUGCCAGCUGGUUUGGCACGAUGCCCCUGGUGCAUUCGCAGAUGAGACUGGAUCCCGUUCUGUUCAAAGACCAGGUGUCCAUCCUGCGCAAGAAGUACAGAGACAUCGAGAGACUCUAACCAGACUAAAUCCGCUGUCCCUCCAAACAGGGAUGAAUAACGGCACGCGGAGAGCUCCGGAACCCCGCUUCGGGUGUUUAUGGGGGAAUAUAAUCCUUCAGGAGGAGGAGAUGGAGGUGGAGGGUUGUUGUGCUUGAAAUAGUUGGAAGAAAUUAGGAUGGUGCGACAUCGUAAAUGUCCAAAAGGUCUGAAGUUUAGAUCAAGGCGGAUGGAAUUCGGCAUUUGGAUGCACAACACAAAGACCAAAAGCCACUUGUGGCAGCUUUCUGUCUUCCAAGCCCCUCCUGUAAUACCAAUGACAACGGUGACCAUGACAACCCACUCCGAGAUGGAAAGCCGCACGCACAAAUCCACACGCAGUCGGAAUGCGAAGUACCGCACAUCGGUUGACCUCCGGAACCGACCGCCGGCCUUGAGAGAUGUCGAUGCAUAUUUAUUAUGUUUGCCUUCCGUUGAUCCGGCAAGUGUUACUUCCCUUUUACUCACGCAGGGUGCCGUCCUGCCGAGAAUCUGAGCGUGCCCGUCACACGCAGAUCAAAGCGUCACAGUGCCUGAACUUUCAGAUGGAGUUCUGAGAGUUCAAAAGGGUUUUGUAUAAAUGCAAAAACACCUUGUUCAUGCUGCUUACAUUGGGAUUAGUGUAAUGUUUUUUUUAAAUUUGCCCAAAGUUGUGUUCUAUAGAAGCCUUGUUGAUGUACCAUUUUUGGUAUCAAGAUCCAAUGCCACAAACAUAUCUUGUGUUUUUAUCUGGUUUUCUCAGAGUCUUACUGGUGCAGUGACAUCUCGGCGGCCAUGUACACAGUGCUGCUUCUCUUCAUAUUUCAGAGAAUCUUCAUUACAUCUACGUAGUGUCUACAGAAACUGUGCAUAUAUUUGUUAAAGCCCCUCUAAUUUGAAGAUACAUUUGGAGACCCAUGCAUACCAAAAAAAGAAUUUCUGACUUUGUAUUUUUUCUAGUUUCAGAAGCAAAUGACCAUAGAUAUAAAGUCUUGUUUUCUGUAUUCUUUUUAAUUCUGUUAGUUGUUUAAAAAUAUCUGCCAGCAUGGUAAGAAAAUAAUCUUGAGAUAAGCUUUACCUCUUUAUAUAACGUACUUAAAUCAAGUUUAUUUUUAUUACUUCGUUGACAGACAUUUAGAUUGAACACUGUUUCAUAAAACAAAACUUAACAUCUUAGGUCUUUUUGCAAAUAAAAAGGUUAUUGCAGAUUCAUGAAUAUUGAGAAUAUUGAGACAAGUAAACACCCAUUUUGUUUCAGUGCCGUUUGUUUUCCUUAAAAUACAAGUUCAUAUUUUUUUCAAUCUCCAAUGUUUCUUUAGUCAGAAAUGACGAACAACUAAACUGUUGCUUGUGUUUGUCGUUUACUCGAGAUAGCAAACUGUUGCUUUUAUUCCACACACACAACGCUAAAUGCAGUUGUGAUCAGUUUGUUAAACAUGUUUAAAACACGGUUCAUGUCGAAGCACAAUAUACACUGUUGUUAAGAAAGUAGAUGUUACAUUAAUUAUGCAUAACGUGAACACAACAAAUCAAUGAGACGUGUGAAAAAUACAAGAUCUUCAGGUCAGAAGAGCAUCAUAUAUUCAUUCAGAGCUUCAGGAGUCUGUGACCAUGUCUCCCAUUGAUUUUCGUUUGUUAAGAACUUGAGAGUCAUUAUCUUUUCAGUUUGGAGGGAUAGAAAAGGUUUUCUCCAGUUGUAAAUAAUUCUGGCUUAAGAAAUCAAGGGCCUACUUCUGGUACACUUCCACAGCUACAUUUGUUAAACUAUCUCUGGGAAGAAAGUUUCUUCCUGACUGAACGACUCUGUUGUGUCAUUUCAUCUUUUCACAACAACAGGUUAAACCGUUAAACACUGUUAAACACAACAGGAUUCAGUGUUGUACAGUAGGUUCAGGUGGUAUGACAGUUUGUAUCAUUAUAACAGUAAGCUUAUAAUAAUGAUUUAUAAACUUUACCGCCAGGUAUGAUUUGAUGGAUCUGCCACAAAUAUAAAGAGAAGUGCAUAAAGUCAUCUGCAGUCUUGGGUUUUAAACCGAGAUGGCGAUAGAGAGACAAAAUUAGAUUUCCAUGAUAAAAAUACAGAUGUGAUCAACAUCUUUCAGAUUGUAAGACUACAUUGAUACCACCCACCUCUAUUACACAAACAUUUCCAUUUUUAUUUCACUCUUUUUUUAUCGGUUUACGUUAAAAUAUGAUUAUAUAUUAGGAAAAUAUUUGAAACUGGAUGUCACGCUUUUGCUGUUUUCUUAGUUAAGAUAUGAAUCCGACUGCAUUAAAAGAGAAAUUUGUCUUAUUUUAGUAUUCUUGAAAGCACAAUAAUGCUGGUACAGAGUUAACUGAACGUUUUCUGUCCGUCAGAAUAGAUGUGAAAUGUUGUGAAAUGACAUGAGAAAUAUCUGUAAGAGUGAAAUACAUCAGAGGAUGGAGCGGUUUUAGUCACAUAUAUCAGGAUCUGAUAAAGCUCACACGCUUGUUCUUUUGUCUCAAAUGAUUGUGCCUUUAUUUUAGACAUCUCUUAAUUAUUCUAUUAGUCUUCAAUGCAGUUUUCCUCCAGCGUGACUUCUGUUAUAUGUGGGCAUAUUUUUGUUCUUGUACGCUGAUGCAAAAUGAAUUUAGAUUUAUUUCUCAAACACUGGAUUUUGAUGACAUUGAGUAUAAAGGAAUCAGGAAAACCACACACCCUUUUAUCCGAGUUGUCGUCCUUGAUGAAAUGGUGGAAAAUAAGCCCUUAGAUGAAAUGAGGAUCAUUAUAUUCUUCUUCUAAAUGGUAACCGACAUUCCUGCGGUUUGCAAGGAACAUCAAACAUCAUGCUUUCACUUUGUAUUUGUGUUUUUCCCUCUGACGAGGACUUCAUGGUUCUGAUUUGUAGUUGAUUUCUUCGCUUCGUCCUUGGACCCUGUAAAGACAUUACUUUACAUUAUUAUGAACAAUGAAAUAAGGUUUUGAAGAGAUUACCUUUUUUAAAUAAAAAAUAUAAAUAAAUGAUA
Triplophysa dalaica is the source of this 5836-nucleotide messenger RNA. RefSeq names its product exostosin glycosyltransferase 1a (gene ext1a). Gene Ontology annotation, molecular function: glycosyltransferase activity. The record is from RefSeq and is a predicted model, not a curated record. Bases 659 to 2851 code for a protein of 730 amino acids. The transcript has 11 exons. Gene Ontology annotation, cellular component: membrane. NCBI's taxonomy places the organism in Eukaryota, Metazoa, Chordata, Actinopteri, Cypriniformes, Nemacheilidae.